AUGAAUAAUAGUACUUUUUUUGAAAUUAGUAAAAUAAAAUCUGAUCAAUUUUUCAAUCUCACAGAAGAAAUGACUAGUGAUAUUGAAGUUGAAAUUUUAAAAGCUCAGGGAAUCAACAAUAUUCCUUCUUUGUUACGGGCACAAGACUUAUUUUCUUUAUUUAAAAUCGAUUGUGAAGAAUUACAAGAUUUAAGAACUCGUGCAUGUUUACGAUUAAAAAGUGGUGAAUAUAUGAUACGUCCAGCUAUAAAAGAAAAUCUUGAUUAUUGUAUAAAUGUACUGAAAAAUAAAUUACAUGAACAACAACCACAUGUCUCCCAAAAUCAAAACCAAAAUUCAAAUACACACCCUAGUAGUUUUGUAAAUACAUUCAUUAAUAAUAUGUCUGAUAAUAUGAAUCGUUCUAAAUAUCGUUAUCAAUACAAUGAAAGUACACGACGAUUUGCAUCGUCAGUAUAUGCAUUAGGCGGUCAAAAUGUUUAUCAGCUUUUACGAUUAAAUUUACCGGGUGCUUUUCCAUCUAUACCAACAAUAGAAUCGUACAAUAAUGAAUAUUGUACACGUAUAGAAGAAGGUGAAUUUCGUUUUGAUCAGUUGAAUGAUUCUUCAAAAAACAUUAAUUGUUCUUAUGCAUAUGCUUCUGAAGAUUGUACCGGUGUUAUUAGUAAAAUACAGUAUGAUGCUGAGAGUAAUUCGUUUGUCGGAUUCUGUUCAGAAUUAAGAGCUGGUAUACCAAUGCUUCGUCAGUAUCAAACUGACGAUUUUCUUGAAUUAGAAGAAUGGUUUGAAACAUUUAAAAAAUCAACAUUAGUAAAUCUGCAUACAGUUCAACCAAUAACUAGUAUAGGAUCUACACCGUUUUUGUUAUCUAGUUUUGGUACUGAUAAUCAUAUUGAUUCAGUUUCAAUAAUUCAUCGUUGGUUAUUUAUACUUGAAGAAUGCAAAAAAAGAAAUAUUAGAAUUGUUGGAUUUUCUUCUGAUGCCGAUUCGAAAUAUUUAAAAGCGAUGAGGCUAGCAACAGGUUAG
Molecule: messenger RNA, 1026 nt
Organism: Rotaria sp. Silwood1
Lineage: Eukaryota; Metazoa; Rotifera; Eurotatoria; Philodinida; Philodinidae
Source: the annotation of a GenBank genome assembly